AUGGACGAUAUUAACCGUAUUCCAAAAAGGAGGAGGUUAUACAAGCCUUGCGGGGUGGUGUCCAGCGACCACGCUAUUCACCAGCACCCUUGGCUGGUAGUUCUGGAGUACCACUACAGGCGCCACAGCGGCGGCAUCCGGUGUGGAGGCGCCCUUGUUGACAGCCGACACAUUAUCACGACGGCGCACUGCGUCGUUUUGGGCAUGUUUCCCAUCAUAAUGCUACCUCGGUUGGGAGAAUACAACAUGUCUUCGGACCCUGACUGCGAAGGCAACAUCUGCGCAGACCCUCCGGUGCGCAUGGUCAUCCAGAAGAUCUUCGUGCAUCCUGGCUUCCGUAAGAACAGGAAGUUGUCAGGAAAUGAUCUGGCCAUUCUGAUGUUGGAGGCUGAGGCGCCUUAUACAGAUUUCAUCCGGCCAGUUUGUUUACCCAGCGGAAUCUUGGAUGAUCAGACUUUAUUCUACGCUUCUGGUUUCGGAGCGACGCCAUACGACGUCAACUUUUCUGAGGUGAAGAAAAACAUUCCUGUACCAUACUACCCUAAUUGUUGGAAAAUCUAUAGAUACUUAGCAAAAGAUUUUAUUUGCGCUGGUGGAGUAACAGAUUUUGAUACUUGUAGUGGCGACUCUGGUGGUCCUUUGGUGAGAAUGGGUGAAAGAUUCGAAAUUUGGGGCGUCACCAAAGGUGGACAUAGUAUUUGUGGAUCGCAAGGCGUACCGGGGUUGUAUACAAGUGUUAUGUAUCAUCUAGACUGGAUGAACAAAAUCAUUGAUAUGACUCGUAAUAAAACUAGAAAUGACCAUAAAAAUUUAGGGUUACGACGAAGUGGCUCUAUUUUUCUUCUUGUGAUAUCUUACUCACUCUCACUUCAGUAUCUAUAUAAACAUUUUGAAUAGCAUGAAAUAAAUUUGUAACCAAUUCUUAACAAAAAAAAAAAACAAAAAAAAACAUUAUUGCUUUGUCGAUUCUCAUUUCGCAUUUAAGCAAUUAUUUAUUUGUAUUAAAUAUAUUUUUUUGCUCUUGGUUCGCGUGGCCGAACAAUUUUUGGUAUGGACUCAAAGUUAGAGAUUUAACUAUACAGAUAAAGUUAAUCGUUAAUACCUGAUAUGAACUAAGGUAAAGGCACUCAAUUACGAGGGGUUCCAAAACUGGCACCAUAUUCCGAUGUAUUUAGAAAAGCAGUGUUUUUAAGUAAUUUACAAGUUAUUUUUGUCGGCAAAAUAUGUUAUAUGGUAAAUAAUUUAUUUAAUCAUGUUUAUAUGAGCAAAGGAUUGUUUUAGUGUGUGUACAAUUCAAAAUAAACAGUCAGUUAGACGCUAGCAGCUAACUCGGAAGCUCGCUCCUACAUUUCGGACCUAAUUCACGUGAGUUAUACGAUUUUUUAAAUAGUGUUUUUUACGUGAGUUUUAUACUAAUGAGUAUUUGUUUAAUUUGAAACAUGUAAAGGGUUAUGUUUUUUAUCGAAUACCCAUAACAUUGGAGUAUUUUCUUCUGAAGUUGAGGAGAAAAUAAUAUUUUAAAAUAUCGCGGCAUUAGGUUCCAAAUAUUUGAAUUGGUUCCUAAAUGCCGAUGUAUACCACGGAAAUGUAAUUUCAUACAGGUUAAUUUUUUUACAAAAAUUUAAUGAAUUAUUAUGAUUAGGAAUUUAGUGUUUUAGUACUGAACACUUGAAUAACCAAUACACGUAAAAAUGUAAUUCCGAGGUAUACUUUAGAGUCACAUUUAUUAGUUAUAUUAGGUCAAACAAUAUCAAUUCAUGUACUUUAUUGAUUUAUUGUAUGGAAAAAUAAAGUCGAAAAAAUUUAGUUAUUGAUAUGUUCUGAUUAAACCUGGCUAUGUUUUCUAUAUGUUUCGAAAGAUAUAGCAAUUUAGGUUUAAUUUACUUACAGUAUAUUGACAAAUAUGUUAUUUUUUAACUCGGAAUAAAAAACUUGUUUGAGAGUUAGAAAACGCAAUUCCGAUGUAUUUAAGACGGAAAAAGGUUAUAUGAAUACCUAAUUCUGUGGUAUUGAUACAGCAAAAUACAGGGUGUUCAUUUUCUCAUGCAGUUUUUAAAGCACUUAUUAUAUAGUUUCAGUUAUUAAUUAUAAUAAAUAGCUUUGAAACAUUUAAAAUACCUAAGUUUGAUUAUUCGAUAUACUCAGACUUACUUACGCAUAAUUACAAUCACUUACAAUUUACUGUUUUGUUCUAGAAUAAUGAACUCAAGAAAAAAAUACACAAAAGAAGACCUUCAAAAUGCUAUCAUGGCAAUUAAUAAAGGCAAUAGCGUUUAUAAAGUUUCUCGACAAUAUAAUAUUCCAGAAACUACAUUGAGAGAUAAACGUGAUAAAAUAUUUUUUAUUAUUAUUUUUAUUAUUUUUAAUAUUUUUUAUUAUGCCGGCAACGUCACCGCAAUAUUUUGCGGUGACGUUGCCGGCAGAAAAACGAUACUCUCCAAAUCUGAAGAAACAAAUAUUGUUGACUGGUCUUUAGGGGAUUAUAUGAUUAGCCAUUUUUGAUUAUGUUCCUAUUACCUAUUUCUAAAUCAUAGCAACUGUUAUGUUACCUACAUUUUUGCUUGCUUUUGAUUGCUGUUGUUUUGGUCUCAUAAUUUAUAAGAAAUAGUUAACAUUUUUGAUAUGAUUAUUACAGUUGUUAUGCUUCAAUUAUUUUCAUUCAUACGCAUGUUGUAUAAUUUUUAGGUCAUAAUAUUUUUGAUUGUACUUAUACGAAAUUAUAAGUAUCCCGUCCAAAAUAUAUUUUUUAAGUUUAAAUAAUUAUGUUUUGCGUUGUUUUCAGUAUAAUCUGUUUUUAGUUUUUGAUAUUUUAAUUUUCAUAUUGUUCAUUACUAGAAAGUAAAUUUAUAACUUACUAAAACAAAAAAUAUACAUUUGUAAAUAAAGUACAUACUGCGAUGCCGUUUUAAUAAUCAUGUAACAAAGAGAAUAAGACUGAUUUAAAAUCCAAAGACAAUAAAUACACUUGAUUUUUGAACAUCAUGUAUCACCACCCCCACCUCCAUUCCCUUAUAUUUUGUACACUCGGAUUUAGGAUCAAUAUGAGUCGGAAUUAAGAUUUUUAAAUCGGAAUAAGGGUCCUCGGACUUACUUACGUUUUUAAAUAAUUUUACAUUUAUACAAUUUGUUUACUGUCAAACUUUAAGUAUAUUUUAAAACUAAGAUAAAUGUCACUGCUGAUAAAAGUGGCCAAUUCUACAAAAAGGUACAUUAAAUACUUAAAUUGCGACGAUCAUUUAACUUUGGACGAAAACACCUCGGAAUUAGGUGCCUUUACCUUAUAUGUAUUAAUAUGACCAUUGUGAUAAUUUGUAGACAAUGCAGCUGGAUCAUUACACGAAUAUUUAAAGUUAGUUGGAAGAUCCAUUUUCAAAAUUAUAAAAACAAACUCAACUGUCGUAAAAAACUAAAAUUUUGUAACAACUUUUAUUAAGAAGUCAUCACCAUAAACGUAAUAUUUGAUCUAGCUGUCGAACACACCUCGUCGCUUUCUUAUCGAACGAAACGAAAUUUAUGGAGACUAUAAUAACUAUUCAAUAUACACUAAUUUAUUUUAA
Molecule: messenger RNA, 3557 nt
Organism: Plodia interpunctella (Indianmeal moth)
Lineage: Eukaryota; Metazoa; Arthropoda; Insecta; Lepidoptera; Pyralidae
Product: phenoloxidase-activating enzyme 1-like
Exons: 4
Coding region: 1-897 (298 amino acids)
Biological process (GO): proteolysis
Molecular function (GO): serine-type endopeptidase activity
Source: RefSeq, a predicted model, not a curated record